Messenger RNA from Ostertagia ostertagi, 705 nucleotides. The record is from the annotation of a GenBank genome assembly. Lineage: Eukaryota; Metazoa; Nematoda; Chromadorea; Rhabditida; Trichostrongylidae.
AUGAUUGAAUGUGACGAUUUUGACGAAGAGAUCGAUUCCUACUUGAACAUUAUGCACUCAUUGUGCAUAUCCGCACUGUUUAUGAAUUUAUUCGCUCUAUACUGUAUAGUAUUCAAAUCAACGAAGCAGAUGGGUGCUUAUAAGUGGUAUUUACUUGCCUAUCAAAUGGUUUCGACUGUGUUCGACAUUGUGUAUACGGGUGUUACUCUGCCAGUGAUUUUCUUCCCAAUAACGAUGGGUUACCCCGCUGGUUGGAUUGCACACUGGUUAUCAAUCAGUACCUAUGCCUCGAUUAUCAUGGUGGUUCUAAUAUGCUCGCUACUUGCUGCAAGUAUCCUCAACCUUUUCCAUUAUCGAUGCCAUUUGGUCACUCCAACACGUCACUUCUUGAAAUCCAUUGACAACGGUGAAAACUCCACUGCAUGGCGUAUACCCAAAUACUGGUCCGUGAUCUAUUUACUCAUCUAUCAAUUCACUUUAGGAAUACUCAUGUGCCAAAUCUGUUAUAUCUCUUCCUCAGCUUCAAGUUUUCACUUUAUCAAAAGCGACACCGAUUAUUGUGACAGUUGUCCUCCUGGACAUCCUUACACUUCUGAUGUCUGCGUCUUGGGUAGCCUUAUCGUUCCAUUUUAUAAGAAAAAACGAACAUUUAUCCCAAAAGACAAGACUUAUGCAGAGGCGCUUUCUUCUCUACCUCUGUAUUCA